AGUGACAACCUUCGCGUUCACAUUUACCAGCCAGCACCCAAGGCAUCGGCUUUGGCGGGGCACACAGGUUACCAUAGCAAUGGUGAGCAUGGUAACGAUGCCCGUCGAUGCCGUCAGCGUGUCGAUUGGUAUCUGCACAUCAGGGCCAGCGAAGACGGUGCCAGUUUGCGGCUUGACCGCUCACUCCUAGACGCCGAUGGAGGUUGCUUGUUCCUAGCUAUGGUGUACUUUGACUCUGCGGCUCGAUUCCUGGCGUCCACCACACCAGCCAUGGUCGAUACCUCUACCCCACAGUGUGCCUCGGACCUCGGAACCGUCCUGGCGGCCAUAUUUGAUCGGCAAGUGCGCGACGCGAUGCUGCGCGACGCGAGCACGUGGAGCAGACGCCCGGGCCUGCGUGCCCAGCUGCGAAGCCUCAACGUUCCUCACGCAGGCGUCGCCGGUGCCACGGGCCGUGUUUCCCGGUCUGGGCAACGACGGCGACGGGAGCGUCAAGGUUGCAGCAGCGGCACCGACACUGGAGGUGGAGGCAGGGACAACUCGGAGGAGCACUCGUCGGGUGAUUGCCAGCGGGCCCUGCAGUGGUUCAUGGCACGCAGGACGGAUCAAUACUGCACCGACCUGAUGACAUUCAAUCACAUAGUUCCAUCGAAAUUCAACACUUGCUCAGUGCUUCGUCUCCAUGGUGCUACACUCCUGAGUGUGCAUGCUGCUCAGUGUAAUAUUACUGGAUCAUGCGCCGGCAAGAAGCUGUCACAUGACUUUGCAACAACGUCGCAUGAUCCUAUCACUCGGUGUUGUCCACCACCUAAGUCAUGUGAUGAAACCGGCCCGGGCGAUGAUGUCAACGGGUCACGUGUACUGGGAAGAUCACAUGAUGAUGAUGUCAGUAGGUCAAAUGCACUGGGAAAAUCACAUGAUAAUGAUGUCACCGGGUCACAUGAAGUGGGAAGGUCACGUGAUGAUGAUGUCAUCAGGUCACGUGCAGCACCUGCAACAACAACACCAGCAAUUACAGCAGCGGCAGCAACCAAAGCUACAGCAGCAGCAGCAGCGGCAGCAGCAACCAAAGCGACAGCAGUGGCAGUUACGACGACAGCACCAAUACGAGCGACAGCGGGAUCAGUAACAAGCAACGGAGGACAUACUGACGGACCGUCACUCCACAAUGCCACGCCUGCAGGCAUCGCUAGUACUCGUACUGCGCAUGACGAAUUUGCAAGAUCACCGCCGCGCGUAUCGAGUACCGACGUGGACUCUCGAGGCACCUGUGAUCCUCCGCACUCAGGCUCUGUAAUGGUUUGCCUGCUUGCCGAAGCUAUACCAGCUGUGCUCGGUGUCUGCAGUGAUACGGAGCCUUCGGUGGGGAAUUCCCUUUCUUCUAGUCGUGUGUACAGUGUGGAGAAGAUCGGGAAACACCACUGUCUGGCCUGGCCAAAUAGUGAUGUCAUGACUCUGCGCGAUGAUGUCAUCGCUGCCCAUGAUGAUCAUAAUGAUGACGUAAUGUGCCGCAGCACGACUACAUGCACCGGUCCACGAAAUCACACUACAUGCCAUGGUAGUGCUGGUGUGACCCAUGCCCGGGAUUCUACUCCACAGUGCGGGGCCAGUGAGAGUGAUGAUGUCAUCCAGCACUGUCAACAUACCGGUGACGUCAUAGCCGCUGCAGUCGACUGUGGAUAUUGCGGUACAGUUGGUAAUUGUAACUGUGCAUUAGCGAAGGAAAGCGCAAGGUCAUGUAGCACUGCAGAGCGACGCAAUACAUCUCAGAACGGUACCGAAAGCAGCAACAUAGGCACGUCUCAACAAGAAUUACAGAUUCCUCCACCACCGCCAUCUGCGGAUACUGUGCAUUCCGGAGAUGGUGGUGAUAAGCAGGUGGUGCGGCGCGACGCUCGCUUGAGCACACCUGCCGACGACUCUGCCUGCUUCCCGUGCCACGCCGUCCCACAGCUGCUGCAGUCGGCACGGCGACACCUGAUGUCGUCAUGGAAACACGGUGCCGCGCUGGAAGCCGAGCGCAACGCCCUGGAGCUGCUCGCGCUGGAUGGUGCCACGUUGCCCGCGGUGAUCAAGACGAAGAAAUCAGCUUCAAAGCAACGCAGUAAAGGCAAGGCGAGAGCUGGGAAACCGAAAUCGUCUAAACAAGUAUCCGGUGUGAAAGCAGCUGCAUCAUCAAGCAAACACGUUAACAACUCCCCUGUCGGUGAUCGUGUACAUCAUGUACGACUUCCUGAAGAACGACAAGAAGGCAGCUGUGCGUCGAGCUGUGUAUCCAGCAAGAAUGUUACAAAUGCUGCAGAGCCACCGGGCAUUGUCACCACCCACGAUGGUGCGUGUGAAGUCGGUCACGAUGGUGUUUGUGAAGUCGAGCCCUCACGCCAUGGUGUGUAUAGAAGUGGUGCGCGCGGCGGAGUGGGUCCUCGCUGUGCAAGUCGAGAUGGCAGUCUGGAUUCGUGCCUGGGUAGCAGUCACUCCUCGUUGUCUUCGUCUUGCUGCGACAGUCUUGAUCGCGACAGUGCAGUGAAGUGCUGCGGUGCUCACGGUGAGGCUGAUGCCACACGCAUGCAGUCAUUGGCGGCGACAAGAACACCAACAUCAUCACCACCGCUAUCAUUGGUGACUACAACAGCAGCAGCAACACCGACAUCAUCAUCGUUAUCAUCGGUGACUACAACAUCACCACCAACACCGACACCAUCACCACCGUUGAUAGCAACAGUACCAUCGAUAUCAUCAGUAGCUACAUCAGCAACAGCAUUGCCAUUUCGAUCAUUGAUUGCUACAACAACGGCAGCAAAAAUACCAGCACCACCACCACUAGCAGCAGCAACAACAGCAGCAGCAACAACAACAGCGGCAGCAACAGCGGCAGCAAAAACAGCAGCAGCAGCAGCAAUAACAGCAGCAGCACCACCACCACCAGCAGCAACAACAGCAGCAGCAGCAAAAGUAGCAGCAACAACAACAGCAGUAGCAGCAGCAGCAACAACAACAGCGGCAGCAACAGCAGUAGCAGGAGCUAGAGAAGCAGGAGCACCAGCGGCCACUCCACGGACACCAGCGGCAACUCCAGAAACGCCAGCCAUAUCCCUGCUUGCACCUCCACCAACGCCUCCGCAAAGGCCACCAGGAAUGCCAGCGAUGCCACCACUAACCGUAGGGAUGGAUAUUGCAGUGACACCACCCGCUACAAUAAUUUCCCUUGGGGCAUAUGCACAAGUAGCAGGAGCAUUCGCACCUACACUGUCAUUAGCACCAACAUCAUCCACAACUGCAGUGGUAGCAGCAGCACAGCCACCGCAACAAGCAUCACCAGCAGUGUGGCAAGGUGCAGCGGCAGAAAUGACGCUAGCGCUAGCAGCCGCCCCGGUAACUAGAUCUGCCAAGGGUACAACAUCUGUCAAAGGUACGACAUCUGUAAAAGGUGCAACAUCUGCCAAAGGUACAGCAUCUGUCAAUGGUACUACAUCUGUCAAGGGUGCAGCAUCUGCCAAGCGUACACAAUCUACCGUGAGCACUAGAAAAGGUGUGUCAGCAUCAGCCCACACAAGCCCAUCAGUGCCGACAGCAUCACCAUUAUCACCAGCAGCAGCAACAUCGGCAACAACAACAUCCAUGACAGCAGCUGCACCAGCAGCAGCAGUAUCAACAAAGGCAGCAGCAGUACCAAUACUAGCACCAGUAGCAACCACAAAGGCAACAGUGGCAGCAACAGCAGUGGGAGUAGUAACAGCAACAUCAUCAGCAGUGACAUCAUCAGCAGUGACAUCAUCAGUAGUGACGUCAUCAGUAGUGACAUCAUUGGCAGCGGCAUCAUCAGCAAUGACAUCAUCGGCUGUGACAUCAUCAGCAGGAACAUCAUCGGUAGGGACAUCAUUGGCAGCGGCAUCAUCGGUGGUGACGUCGUCUCUCAGUGGCAGUGGGCACAUGACUGCACUUCAGUACUCUGGGCCUGGCUGUAGGCAGCAGAAUCCGCCAUUAGACGCUGUGCCUGUAACAUACCGCAAUACUCAUACAGUGCCAACACACCUUGCAGACCGAAACCCAACGAGUUCAUCCCGCUUCACGUCCUGCUCUACUCACGUCGAAUGCCAUGAAUCCAGGGCAACGGUGCCCUCAAACACAACGUCUGGUAGGGAAAGCCCCGAGUGGUUCAUCGCUGGCCGUACCCGUAACCGUCAACCGAACACGUCUUCACCAAUGCACCGUCGAGUGGGUGAGAGAAGGUCUGGAAAGCGCACGGUGGCAACAGCGCACGUCACCUCUAAAGUCGGUACGUCGCAAUCACGACAAGUUGCCUCCACUCGGGACUCAAAGCAUACUACGUCCUGCGGAUGCGCGAGCAGUUGCUCUGCCAGCACCACCAGCAUCACCACCACCACCGCUGUACCUACAUGCAGCCCAGACUGGUGUUCACAUUCCACAACCAGUCUCCAUCGUCAAGUCUCCUCACCCUGCACCAGCACCAGCACCACCACCACCAAAGCCACCUCCACCCCCUGUACCACCAUACCUGGAAGCAGCCCAGCCUGGUGUUCACAUCCCACAACCAGUGUCCACCAUCAAGUUUCUUUGCCCUGCACCACCAACAGCACUCCUUUCCUGGACUCGGCCGCCUGGCCUCCGCUGCUAGUUGCUAGCGGCAACGGUGAAACGUCCAGGACUGGGUGCGAGGGAGCGGCAACCAGUCACCGGCUACUAAUGAGUGAAGCAGACGGCGUGGUUUCCCGUCUGUCUGAAGGUUCGCAGCCGCAAAGUGAAUGUGUUGACAAAGCGAACACACAGACUAUCGGGGAAACACCGCCAGAGCUGCAGGUUAGCACCAUGAACGCAGGCAGUGACAUCUGCCCUGAUACCAUGACCUAUGGCAAUGUCCCAUGCGUACGUGAUGCGAGCUGCGGACGCGGUGCUGUACUCGGCGACGAUGCGGUGCCCUCCAGGACAUGUGCAACAGCUUCUGCCCGUUGCUAUGACAAUGGAGACGCCUCACCGCCAAAAACCCUCCGUCGGCGACAGCAUCACGGAGGGCAGCGCAGCCGAAACCACCAGCACCGUUGUUCAACGGGCCGACAGGUCACUAUGGCAACACGGCAACCCUCUGCUAGUACGCACGACGGCAGAUGUACUUCAGGCGGCUACAAUCCACACCCUGCAAGGAGCACAGUUCGCAACUCAACCGGUGAGUCUGCAAGUCGUUCAAUGACAUCCUUGCCAGUACAGAACACAUCAAUGACAUCACUGCCAGUACAGAACACAUCAAUGACAUCACUGCCAGUACAGAAUACAUCAAUGACAUCACUGCCAGUACAGAAUACAUCAAUUACAUCAUUGCCAGUACAGAGUACAUCAAUGACAUCAUUGCCGGUACAGAAUACAUCAAUGACAUCAUUGCCAGUACAGAAUGCAUCAAUUACAUCAUUGCCAGUACAGAAUACAUCAAUGACAUCAUUGCCAGUACAGAAUACAUCAAUGACAUCAUUGCCAGUACAGAAUACGUCAAUGGCAUCAUUGCCAGAACGGAACACGUCAACCACACCCUUUCCAGUACGGAGCACGUCACACUUUGGUCAGUUGUACCCGGGCGCAGUGCAAACAGCUGCGUCAAUCAGUCAUCAACACGUUCAACCUGCAUCGAUGUGUGCCUGUGGUACCACACUGGUUUGCCCGACAUGUGGAUGCAGCCUUGCCGCAGAGAACAGAGCAACAAGUGUGCGCCAAUGGCCCUCGCUCCCGGCCCUGCCUCGCGCCACGGCUGGAGCAACUGACACGCAACUGACGCAAUGCCGAUCGCUGAAUGUGGUGCUGCCCUCGUUGUAUUGCGUUCAGCCGGAUCGGCGUUUCGGACACGUGCCGAUGAUGGCGUUACCAAUGACAACCCUGGCAUCACUCGUCGCCACGGAUACACACACACGCCCCACACACACACGCCCGUCUGUCCAACAAGCUAUGGAAUCGUUGGUCAGCACGGAUACUCGCUCGUCUGUCCAACAAGCAAUGGAAUCGCUCGUCACGAUGUCCCAUUAUCAGCCGUGUAUGCAUCCAUCCCAGCAACAGCAGCACAAUCAACACCAGGAUUUAGUUAACAUCGCUGCACGACCAACGGUCGUAGACCAGGCUGACAUGCUACCCGCAGUCAAGUGUUUUCAAGCUGCGAUUCCGUCGACUCUGCUGUACACUCCUGAAUCGCUGACUCGCGAUGGAUCCAAGCCACUACGUGGCCACACUCAGCUAACCCAGGCAAGUAGACCACCUCCUACUGCCUGUCAUAUUGAACACGGUGUUGGGCCAAACAUGCCGGAACACGAGGCCCGCCACCCAGGCACGCUGGUAUCAUUGGAAACUAAAAUUCAGGCUCUUCCACAGGAGCCGGUCCCGCAAUUGUCUACGGGAAGAAUUCUGUCCUAUCCAUAUGCGGCGCAGCCUGGAAUUCAAUUCCCGGGCCUUCAUCGCGUUCAGGCCAAUUUGCACGGAUCUCAGACUAUUCCGGGUGGAAUUCAGUCACUGCCAACUGGAUUUCAAACAUUGCAGCAUGGACUUCAGGAAAUCCCGCACACCCAGCCUCCGUUCCCAUCCUUUCCAACAGCUCAACAAAGUCAUUUGCGUCAGCUGCACGAACCGAUAACAGCACCCCCAGUUACCCACGUCGACUACAUCAAUAUGCUACCGAUAUCACCAUGCUCCCAUCAGCAGCAAUACCAGCAGCAGCACCCGCAGCAAGACCGUCAGCAGCUACAGCGAACCCACCUCCACAAUAACCACCACCAGCAACACUACCGCCACCUCCACCAACAGAACCAACAGCCACACCAGCAGCAGCAGCAGCAACAGCAGCAGCAACAACAUCAGCAACCGCAACAGCAGCUGCAGCAGCAGCAGCAGCAGCAGCAGCAACAACAUCAGCAACCGCAACAGCAGCUGCAGCAGCAGCAGCAGCAGCACCAACGGCAACAGCAGCAGCACUAUCAGGCCGUUUCCACAUUGCCAUGCAGCAGAGACAAUGAUGUAAUGGAUGACAUCAUGCAUACAGUAUUGGAUGACGUGAUGGGUGACGUGAUGACGGAUGAGACUGUAUGCAGUGUGUUGCUAUCACCUGUGUGUAUGCAGCGCAUAGCGCAGCUAGUUCGAUCACAGUUACCUGUGAGCAGGGCAUCAGCACUGCAGCCUCUGCCGGAGUCCAUCGUCAACAAAUCCCUAUGCCAGUAUCCACACUCACCAGUCACGCGUAGUGAUGAUGAAUGCGGGCAACUGCGACGCCUAGCAGAUCCAGUCUGGAUGGACGUGGAGCACGGUCUGGCUUCGUGUGCUGAAUUGCGCACACUGCUAGCGCAGGCACACGUUCCCGUUCACCAAUGGCGCGCAGCCACUUGGCUAUCUCUAGCCAAGUGUCGUUGAUUGUGCCGUACAAUCAACAGUUUUUGAGAAGACACUUUGAAAAGUUUUAAUGUCAUCAUUACAACUAUCUUCUGUUCAUCACGUCACCAUGGUAAUUUAUGUAUGCCUUAUCACCAUGGUUACGUCUGGUCAUCACAUUGUCAUGGCUACUUCUUUUUCCCACGUCACCGUGGUUACUUUUGUGCACCAUGUCGCCAUGGUAAUUUCUGUUCUUCAUGCUACCAUUGUAAUUUCUGUUCAUCACUCUCUUGGACCAAUGCACCCUCCUCGUCCAUUAUCAUUAUUCUUGAGCUGUGCAUGAGAAUUAAAUUCCUUCCAUAUUUGACCUUGAUCAUCAGGGUGGUGAUUGGGCUGUUUGUAGGAGAUGACAUCAUUUUGAAUUCAAGUGUAGCUGUUGAAUGCAUCCCUCUUUUUCUUUUCUUUUGCUCAACAGUAGACAGUAUAAUAUUUAUGGACUUGCUGACAGUAGGUAAACAGUGACAUUGUAUGGCCUAUGGGGCGAUCAUGUUC
This is a messenger RNA of Sycon ciliatum, 7905 nucleotides long. Its product is annotated as mucin-19-like. NCBI's taxonomy places the organism in Eukaryota, Metazoa, Porifera, Calcarea, Leucosolenida, Sycettidae. The transcript has 4 exons. Bases 220 to 7395 code for a protein of 2391 amino acids. The record is from RefSeq and is a predicted model, not a curated record.